Ramularia collo-cygni is the source of this 1005-nucleotide messenger RNA. RefSeq names its product probable sorbitol utilization protein SOU2. The transcript has 4 exons. Gene Ontology annotation, cellular component: intracellular anatomical structure. The record is from RefSeq and is a predicted model, not a curated record. Gene Ontology annotation, molecular function: oxidoreductase activity, acting on NAD(P)H, oxygen as acceptor. Lineage: Eukaryota; Fungi; Ascomycota; Dothideomycetes; Mycosphaerellales; Mycosphaerellaceae. The coding region runs from base 1 to 1005 and encodes 334 amino acids.
AUGUCUGUUUUUCAGCGCGUAGCUUCACGAUCGCUACGAACGGCUACUGCGUUUCCCCGUACUCUUCCAAUCAUCCGAUGUCAGUUCCAGCAUGAUGUAAAGAAUCCUCCGCAAGGCAACCCYCCAGUAGCAGGCAGAGGACCACCCGACGCACCCAAAGAGGAGGCCGCGGCACUCAAGGAUAAUUCCAAAGCAGGAAGCUAUUUGGGAACGACUAAGCGGUUGCCCGAAUUCAAUCUCAACGACAAGGUCGUUCUUGUCACAGGAGCUGCAAGAGGGCUCGGUCUAGUGCAAGCAGAAGCGCUUCUCGAAGCUGGUGCCACCGUCUACGCGCUUGACCGAUUACCAGAGCCAUCUCCCGAUUUCUACCGCGUGCAAAAGCGCGCAGCCGAAGAACUCGGGACCACCUUGCAUUAUCGACAGAUCGAUGUUCGCGAUGUACCACAACUUAACGAGAUCAUUCGUAAUAUCUCCGAGACUCAGGGCAAGCUUGACGGCUUAAUCGCUGCAGCAGGAAUACAGCAGGAAACGACCGCCUUGGAUUACACCGCGAAGGAUGCGAACACCAUGUUUGAAGUGAACAUUACGGGAGUGUUCAUGACUGCGCAGGCAGUGGCCAAGGAGAUGAUCAGACAUGGACGAGGUGGAUCCAUUGCAAUGAUUGCAUCGAUGAGCGGCACAGUUGCGAACCGGGGUCUCAUCUGUCCGGCGUACAACGCCUCCAAGGCUGGCGUGAUCCAGCUCGCGCGCAAUCUCGCCAUGGAGUGGGGAACACACGGUAUCCGCGUGAAUACCAUCUCUCCAGGCUACAUUGUAACCGCAAUGGUCGAGGCUCUUUUUGAACAGUAUCCCGAGAGGAGAAGGGAUUGGCCAACGCAAAACAUGCUGGGGAGGUUAUCGGCUCCAGAAGAAUACAGAGGCGCCGCAGUUUUCCUGGUCAGCGAUGCCAGCUCUUUCAUGACCGGCUCGGAUCUGAGGAUAGACGGAGGGCAUGCGGCUUGGUAG